Messenger RNA from Chlorella variabilis, 4221 nucleotides. RefSeq lists its product as hypothetical. Bases 1 to 4221 code for a protein of 1406 amino acids. Gene Ontology annotation, molecular function: box H/ACA snoRNA binding; metal ion binding. Gene Ontology annotation, cellular component: box H/ACA snoRNP complex. The transcript has 25 exons. The record is from RefSeq and is a predicted model, not a curated record. Gene Ontology annotation, biological process: snoRNA guided rRNA pseudouridine synthesis; ribosome biogenesis. Lineage: Eukaryota; Viridiplantae; Chlorophyta; Trebouxiophyceae; Chlorellales; Chlorellaceae.
AUGCUGCACCUGGCCACGGCCGGCAGCUUGGCUGCCUGGGCCGCCCGCAGCGCGCAGGCCGCCGAUGCGCAGGCGGCGGCCGCGGCAGCGGCGGCGGCGGGCGGCGGCGGCGGCAGCGAGCUGCUGGAGCGGCAGCUGGGGGAGCGCCUGUCGGAGUUCAGCCUGACCAAUGGCCUGCGCUUUCUGGUGUACGAGCGCCGCGCAAGCCCCCACGUGUCGUUUCACCUCUACGCCGGAGGUCGCCGCUUCGGAGAGGUGGACCGCAAGACCGGGUGGUCCUGGCGGUCGGGGCACCAGCCGGCUGUACUCGGGGCAGCCAAUGGUUGCACGGUGUACAGGUUGAUGAGGGGUUGCCCAUUUGCAGUUUUACUUACCCUGCCCUGGCCUGCCUCCCGCCUUGCUGGCCGCCACCGACCAGGCUUGGCGCACCUGCUGGAGCACAUGGCAUUCAAGGGCACGCCACGCGUGGGGACAACAGACUACAGGCACGAGGCGCCGCUGCUGGACUCUCUGGACGAAGUGUUCUACUCACUCAUGGAGGCGGGCAGCCCGCGGGAGCGAGCCCGCCUGCAGCAGCAGUUUGAGGCGCUGCAGAAGGAGGCCUCUGCACUCAGCAUCCCCAACGCCUAUGGAUCGCUGGUGUCACGGGAGGGAGGCGUGGGGCUGAACGCCGCAACCAGCCAUGAUGCCACCAAGUAUUUUGUGUCCCUUCCAGCCAACAAAGCCGAGCUGUGGUUUGCGCUGGAGAGCGAGCGCUUCCAGCAGCCCGUGUUCAGGGAGCUGUACAGCGAGAAGGAGGUGGUGCUGGAGGAGCGGCGGCUGCGGGUGGACAACUCGCCGCUGGGCCCCUUCUCCGAGCAGUUUGCGCUGCGCAGCUUCUCAAACAACUACCGCCGCCCCGUCAUCGGCUUCGCCGACGACAUCCAGCGCCUGGGGCGGCGAGAGGUGCAGGACUUCUUCCAGCGCCACUACGGGCCGCAGAGCCUCACCAUCGCUGUGGCCGGCGACGUGCGGCCCGGCGCCAUACGCCAGCUGGCAGAGCGCUACUUUGGCGCCUGGCGCCAGCCGCCCGGCAGCCAGCCACCCAGCACCUGCUCCGGCGGCGGGGUCGGGGAUGAGGCGCUGGCGGUGCCGCAGGUACCACGGGACCAGUGGCAGUACCAGGCGAGGUCCAAGGCGGGGCCUGCCGUGCUGCACGCCUACUUCCGGCCCUGCGUCCGCAGCCCCGACUCGGUGCCUCUAGACCUCGCCAGCGAUCUGCUGAGCGGCACGCGGUCCAGCCGCCUCUACCGCUCGCUGGUGCUGCCGGGCAUGGCGCUGGCCGCCAGCGCAUAUGCCAGCCUGCCCGCUGAGAAGCACCCCACGCACUUUGUGGUCUAUGGCAUCCCCACCAAGCAGAGCUCCCUAGAGCAGCUGGAUGCUGAGCUCAGUGCCGAGGUGGCGGCGCUGGCGGGGGAUGGGCCCACCCCGGAUGAGCUGCGGCGGUACAAGAAGUCUGCCAGGUUGGAGUUGCUGGGUGCGCUGAGCAGCAACAGCACAAUCGCAUCAGCGCUGUCCAGCUACCAGGUGCUGACAGGUGACUGGCGCAACGUGCUGGGCGACCUGCGGCGCAUCGAGGCGCUGGAGGCGGGCGAGGUGGCCGCGGUGGGUUCAGUGGCGGGCGUGGAGGCGGUAGGGGCGGCUUUGGAGGACGGGGAGGGUACAACAGACAACCGGAGGGACCCCCAGAGGGUGGUGGAGGCUGGCGAGUACAUGCACCCCUGCGAGGGGGAGAUGGUGUGCAAGCUGACCAACACCAUGAUCCCCUACUUCAACGCCCCCAUCUUCCUGGAGAACAAGACCCAGAUCGGCAAGGUGGACGAAAUCCUGGGGCAGAUCAACACAGUGUUCUUCACGGUCAAGGUGUCGGAUGGCGUGGUGGCCACCUCCUACAGCAAGGGAGACAAGUUCUUCAUCGACCCGCAGAAGCUGCUCCCGGUUGAGCGUUUCUUGCCGAGACCCAAAGGCGCCCCUGGUGCCGGCGGCCGCGGCGGCGGCCGCGGCGGCGGCCGCGGCGGCAGGGGCGGCGGCCGCGGGUUUGGCGGCGGCAGGGGCUUUGGGGGCGGCAGGGGCGGCGGCCGCGGCUUUGGCGGGCGCAGUCCAGGCGGCAGGGGCUUUGGUGGUGGCGGCAGGGGCUUUGCACCUGCUAUUGCCCACACCGCCAUGCCCGGCUCGACCCAGGCCAGCCAAUGCCAGAGGGCAGACUUGCUGGCGGUCGGUUACAUGUUGCACGGAUGCAGCAGGAGGUUCCUGUCUUCAACCCGGGCCUGCAACAAGGACGUCUGCGACGUGGUGCCAGAGCCCUCGCCACGGGACGGUUCUGGCUGUUCUGGAUGUCGGAGCAUGAGCGAGGCGGCUGCUGCCACUGGGCUGCUGCCACCGCCCGCCGCCACAGCUCACUGUUGCCGCCUCCUUGUCUCUUCACUAAAUCAGUGCGAGCUUUCUUUCAUCCUGCCCGGCCGCAGACCCCCGCCCUGCCCGAAAUUCAGCAACCGCUGGCUGUGCACGGUGCAGGGCUACAGGCUCAUGUUCUUUGGGGACUCGAUCACCGAGACCUGGGCUGGGACGGACCUCUGCUCGCCCUGCGAGCGGUGCCAAGGUGUGCCCGCCGUGUUUGCCAAGCACUACGCGAAGUACAAUGCCGGCGUCAUGGCGGUGGGCGGCGACCAGACGGCGCACCUCAUGUGGCGCCUGCAGCACGGCGAGGUGCCGCAGAAGCACAAGCCCAAGGUGGCGGUGCUGCUCAUUGGCACAAACGACUUGGGGGCGGCGGCCUGGGAGGCCACCGACGUGCACACCGCCGAGGAGGCCACGAUGCGGGCAGUGCCGGGCGUGACGCUCAGGGUGCUGAAAACGCUGCACACCAUGAAGGAUCUGCUGCCCGACACGCACGUCAUCCUGCUGGCGCUGCUCCCCCGAGGCGGGAACGGCCCCGGCGCCCGCUUCUUCCACUGGCCCUCUGUGUUCACCCAGCCUUUCGACAUGACCAACGCACAUUUUCGUGACUACACGCGGCUGGACGGGAAGCUGCACUUCCUCGACUGCGGCGAGCGCUUUCUGACCCCCGACCACCGCGCCAUCGAUGCGCGGCUCAUGCCAGACGCGCUGCACCCCAGCCCCGCCGGCUACGAGCUGCUGGCAGAGUGCCUGGACCCCCUCAUCACCCAGCUCAUGCAGCGCCCGGCGCUGAAGGCCUCGGCGGCGGAGGGCGGGCGCAGCGGCGGCCAGGGGGCGGACGCGAAGGAGGCGGCCGCAGCGGGGAGGGGUUGGAUAACCUUCUAUUCUUCCACCCCUGAUGGAGAGCACUCCCCUGCCCCCUAUAGUACUACCCCAUGCGCACUCUCUGACAAGUGUCGGUUAGCCAUGCCCAGAGACUCGUCAGCGGGCCCCGGCAUUGAUGUGGUGGCAGGCAUCGUGGUGGCCGGCCUGAUGGUCGCCAGAAUGACGUCUGGAAUGAUGGGCGGCGACGCGCUGGCCAUCCACCUGCACAGCCUGGCCAGGGCCGCCCUGGCCCCCACGCUCUUCCUGCUCAGCCGGCACCGCUACCAUCGGCACCGCGCAGCGCUGGCGCUGGCCACCCGCGCCGCGCUGGCGCUGUCCCUGUGCAUCCCGUAUGAAGCGGCCAUGCCCGCCGCCACCUCCCGGGCCCCCUGCGUCACCAACCCCGCCACCUUCCUCAUCUACACCUCCGCCCUCCCCUCCUUCUUUGUGAACUCUGGCUAUCCCGUCCCGCUGGGCACGCACUUUGUGCUGGCAUUUCUGCAGCACGUGGCCGCGCUGCCCAAGACGCUCAGCCGGUGCGUGGCGCCGGCACCGGCCAGCCCAGCACCCGGGUCCUUCCUGGCCCACUUCCCCGCCUCCCUCUUCUCCACCAUGCAAGACCUGCUGGACUGGCCCUUCCAUCUGGUCACGCCCCUGGAGCUGUGGAGGAGCCGGGGAGCCCUGUCCCCCACCGCCGCUUGCCUGGCCUGCUCGCUGUGGACCCAGGUGGUGGUGGGCGGCCUGCUGCCCGCCACGCUGCUGUGGGCCCAGCAGCGGCAAGCAGGGGGCGCGGGCAGGCGCGGCCGCACCACAAAGCUGCUCGACCGUGUGCUGGGCGAGCGGCCGCUGAUGAUGACGGCCUAUGCCGCCCAGCUGCUGUGGCUCAUUCUGCGCACCACGGUGGCCAACUUCGUGCCAUGA